Molecule: messenger RNA, 3564 nt
Organism: Coregonus sp. 'balchen'
Lineage: Eukaryota; Metazoa; Chordata; Actinopteri; Salmoniformes; Salmonidae
Source: the annotation of a GenBank genome assembly
ACGUCGCCAAAAAUGUUGACGCUCCCUAGAGAACCCCCCGAGGACACCAGGAUGCAGAGUUUCUGGAUGGUGAGGAGGAAGUUACAGAUAAAAAGAUCAACAUUUUACAAUAGUUUGAGGCUACUGAUUAUCUACACGACAUGACCAAAAGUAUGUGGACACCUGUUUCCAAAAUCAUGGGCAUUAAUAUGGAGUUGGUCCCCCCUUUGCUGCUAUAACAGCCUCCACUCUUCUGGGAAGGCUUUCCACUAGAUGUUGGAACAUUGCUGCAGGGACUUGCUUCCAUUCAGCCACAAGAGCAUUCGUGAGGUCGGGCACUAAUGUUGGGCGAUUAGGCCUGGCUCGCAGUCGGCGUUCCAAUUCAUCCCAAAGGUGUUCGAUGGGGUUGAGGUCUGGGCUCUGUGCAGUCCAGUCAAGUUCUUCCACACCGAUCAACAAAACAUUUCUGAAUGGACCUCGCUUUGUGCACAGGGGCAUUGUCAUGCUGAAACAGGAAAGGGCCUUCCCCAAACUGUUGCCACAAAGUUGAAAGCACAGAAUCAUCUAGAACGUCAUUGUAUACUGUAGCGUAAAUAUUUCCCUUCACUGGAACUAAGGGGCCUAGCCCGAACCAUGAAAAACAGACCCAGACCAUUAUUCCUCCUCCACCAAACGUUACACUUGGCACUAUGCUUUCAGGCAGGUAGCGUUCUCCUGGCAUCUGCCAAACCCAGAUUAUUCCGUCGGACUGCCAGAUGUUAUGCACCUGUCAGCAACGAGUGUGGCUGAAAUAGCUGAAUCCACUAAUUUGAAGGGGUGUCCACAUACUUUUGUAUAUAUAGUGUAUGCGUUCUCAUAACUGAAGAGUCAAUUCUAUAGCAAUACCCCUUUCUACAGUUUCCCUCUUCCUCCUGAUCAAUUCCUCUCUCCACCAUUCCUCUCUCCCCCUCUUCCUCCCCAGCCAGGGAACUAUGAGCAAACCGCCCGUCGCACUGACCAGUCCUUCCAGGCAUGUAACGAUAUCAUGGCCUGUUUCCUUGAGAGGGCUAAAGUAGAGAAGCACUACGCCCAGCAACUCAGUGAGUGGAGCAGCAAGUGGAAGGCCGUAGUAGACUCCCGUAAGUAUAGGACAAGUAGGACUUCAGUACUGCACUACGAUACUAUAGUGCUCAUUAUAAACUCCUAUCAAAACUAUGAACAAGUACACUAUCCCCAUUCCUCCUACCUGGUCUUUUUAUAAUCAGUCGAAUUAGUUACUAUUCCCUAAUCAGGUAAGUCUUACCUCUCUCUUUUUGUCUUUCCCUCUCUCUCUUUUUGUCUUUCCCUUUCUCGUCUCUCUCACCCUAGGGCCCCUCUAUGGCUCCCUCAUGAGGGCGUGGCAGUGUUUCUUCUCUUCCGCUGAGCGUCUAUCCAUCCUCCAUUCCUCUAUCUCCCAGUCUCUCCAUACAGAGGAAGGGAAUAGGAUGAAGAGCUGGCAGAAGGAGACCUUCCCAAAAAAUAUAUUCUGUGGAUUCCGUGAGACCCACGAAAACGAGACAGGGUUUGCACGCGCUCAGAAACCUUGGGCCAAGAGGCUGGGAAAGGUUACAAAACCUAUAUGUUAGGUGUACAUAACAUCUUUAUGAACUGACCAAAUGGGCUUGUGUGUGUGUUGGGGGGAUUGUACUAUAGAUGUUCACAUCCCUAUUGAUUGAUUACGAGAACGUGAACUAUAGGACUAACUGGUUCUCUAUAGAAGUAGCAUGCAAGGCUCACCAUUGCUGGUAAGAUUAGAAUCUAGGUGAUACAUUCCUGAACCCUCAAAGUAUAUUUUAUGUAGCCUACUGUAUGAGGCACACCCUAUUAUAGUGAUUGGAUUACUCCUAAGGGAGUUGUUCUUUUAACCUCAAAUCAAAUCAAAUCAAAUUUUAUUGGCCACAUGCGCCGAAUACAACAGGUGCAGACGUUACAGUGAAAUGCUUACUUACAGCCCUUAACCAACAGUGCAUUUAUAAAACAACAACAACAAAAGUGUUGAGAAAAAAAAGAGCAGAAGUAAAAUAAAAUAACAGUAGGGAGGCUAUAUAUACAGGGGGGUACCGGUGCAGAGUCAAUGUGCGGGGGCACCGGCUAGUUGAGGUAGUUGAAGUAAUAUGUACAUGUGGGCAGAGUUAAAGUGACUAUGCAUAAAAAUUUACCGAGUAGCAGCAGCGUAAAAGGAUGGGGUUGGGGGGGCAGUGCAAAUAGUCCGGGUAGCCAUGAUUAGCUGUUCAGGAGUCUUAUGGCUUGGGGGUAGAAGCUGUUGAGAAGUCUUUUGGACCUAGACUUGGCACUCCGGUACCGCUUGCCGUGCGGUAGCAGAGAGAACAGUCUAUGACUAGGGUGGCUGGAGUCUUUGACAAUUUUGAGGGCUUUCCUCUGACACCGCCUGGUAUAGAGGUCCUGGAUGGCAGGAAGCUUGGCCCCAGUGAUGUACUGGGCCGUACGCACUACCCUCUGUAGUGCCUUGCGGUCGGAGGCCAAGCAGUUGCCAUACCAGGCGGUGAUGCAACCAGUCAGGAUGCUCUCGAUGGUGCAGCUGUAUAAUUUUUUGAGGAUCUGAGGACCCAUGGCUAUGAGUAGCCGAACUGCAUUCAAAUACUAUUUGAAAUCAUUUCAAAUACUUUAGCUGUGUUGGAUUGAGAUGCCUGUUGCAUUGGAACCAAUUAAAAAGUCCCAAAUGUGCAAACCCCACCCACUUGGCACUCCAGUCAGGCUAAAGCAAAAGCUAAAAGUAUUUGAAACAAUUAAAAAAGUAUUUUAACCCAGGUCUGAUGACUAAUGUCAUGUUCAUGGAAGCAGGUCAUACAAAGUGUUUUAACUUUGUUUUGCAUAUUUUUGUUCCUGUAUGUCGUAGCUGGAUAAAGCCUGCGGUGUGUACCAUAAGGCCUGCCAUAAGGAACAGGUAGCCAUAGACAGAGAGACGCAAGCCAAGCAGAACACAGAGCUGAGUCCUGAGAAACUGAAGAAGAUCCAAGACGCUCGGGAGAAGGCCAGUGAGGAGAAAGACAAAGUGAGGAAAACUCAAAGGCUACGAACUCACAACUGCUAAAUGUAUAUUCAUUCAUCUAAGAGAGUGUGGGAUGCUCUACUAGCCAGAUAUGGACAUUUUGCACUUUCCUAAUCCCAUGCCCCCAUAUGGUUUACUCCAUUUUCCCCCACAUACUGUUUCUUAUUAUGGCAGUGUCAAAAAUGUGUUAUUGUAACCACCACAGUAACCGCCUUCCAUGUUAUUGGUAUGCGCCAUCUUUGUUUAUCCAGUAGUAAAUAAUUUGAAUUGAUAUAGGCAAGCUUACACAGUCUUUGUUGUCAAGACCUGUUUUGAUGGUAUGAAUGCUCUGAUGAAAGGUCUGCAAGAAAUAUGAGAAGGUGUUGGAGGAUCUAACGUCCUACACGCCUCACUACAUGGAGGAGAUGGAGGCCAUUUUUGAUCAAUCGCAGGAGGAGGAGAGGAAGAGGAUCAGCUUCCUCAAACAGGCCUUCAUGUCCAUCCACAGACACCUGGACAUUACCAACAAUGAGAGGUACAGGAGCCCCCUCCUUCUCUGUCUUCUCCUCACUUGCGUG